Ricinus communis (castor bean) is the source of this 1661-nucleotide messenger RNA. RefSeq names its product dnaJ protein homolog. Gene Ontology annotation, biological process: response to heat; protein refolding. The record is from RefSeq and is a predicted model, not a curated record. The transcript has 6 exons. Gene Ontology annotation, cellular component: cytoplasm; cytosol. Gene Ontology annotation, molecular function: Hsp70 protein binding; ATP binding. NCBI's taxonomy places the organism in Eukaryota, Viridiplantae, Streptophyta, Magnoliopsida, Malpighiales, Euphorbiaceae. Bases 261 to 1517 code for a protein of 418 amino acids.
UAGAGAACUAAAGCCGUUCUAGAGUAUUCUUAACAAAAGACCCCAUGGAGGAAGGCUUCAAUCUCAACCGUCCAUCCUUAAACCCGUCACCCCUAUAUAUAAAGUCUCGUCGUCUUUUGUCCUGAGUCAUGUGAAAAAGGCACAAUUCUUCUUCAAUGUUCAUUGCGUGUCCAGAGUCUUCUUAAAUUUGGGUUCUGUGGUUCUGUGGUUCUGUUUGUUUUGUGUAAUUGUUUUGAUUUACUAAAAGAAAGAAGAAGGAGAUGUUUGGGAGGGCGCCAAAGAAAAGUGAUAAUACAAAGUACUAUGAAAUAUUGGGAGUAUCAAAGAAUGCUACUCAGGAUGAUUUGAAAAAGGCUUACAAGAGAGCUGCUAUCAAGAACCAUCCUGAUAAGGGAGGUGAUCCUGAGAAGUUCAAAGAGCUAGCUCAGGCUUAUGAGGUCUUGAGUGAUCCUGAGAAACGUGAGAUCUAUGAUCAAUAUGGUGAAGAUGCCCUUAAGGAAGGAAUGGGUGGUGGCGGUGCUGGCCAUAACCCAUUUGACAUUUUUGAAUCCUUCUUUGGUGGGAGUCCCUUUGGAGGUGGCAGUAGUCGAGGAGGAAGGAGGCAGAGACGAGGAGAAGAUGUGGUUCAUCCUUUGAAGGUUUCUUUGGAGGAUCUCUAUCUUGGUACAAUCAAGAAGCUCUCCCUGUCUCGCAAUAUGAUAUGUGCAAAGUGCAAUGGCAAGGGGUCAAAAUCUGGAGCUUCUAUGAAGUGUUCUGGUUGCCAGGGCACUGGUAUGAAGGUCUCAAUAAGGCAGCUUGGCCCAUCAAUGAUCCAACAGAUGCAGCAUGCUUGCAAUGAAUGCAAGGGGACUGGUGAAUCAAUUAGCGAGAAGGACAGAUGCACGCAAUGCAAGGGAGAGAAGGUUGUCCCUGAAAAGAAGGUGUUGGAAGUGAUUGUAGAGAAGGGCAUGCAGCAUGGUCAGAAAAUCACAUUCCCUGGUGAAGCUGAUGAAGCGCCUGACACAAUUACUGGUGAUAUAGUUUUUGUCCUUCAGCAAAAGGAUCAUCCAAAGUUCAAGAGAAAGGAAGAUGACCUUGUUGUGGAUCACAAUCUUUCUCUCACAGAGGCUCUUUGUGGCUUCCAAUUUGUAUUAACUCAUUUGGAUGGGCGGCAGCUUCUUAUCAAAUCAACCCCAGGGGAAGUUGUGAAGCCUGGCUCAUUCAAGGCAAUCAAUGAUGAGGGUAUGCCAAUGUACCAGAGGCCAUUCAUGAAGGGGAAGCUAUACAUACAUUUCAAUGUGGACUUCCCUGAUUCUUUGACUGCAGAUCAGGUUAAAGCACUCGAGGCAAUUUUGCCUCUGAGGUCAUCAACUCAAUUGACUGACAUGGAGCUGGAUGAGUGUGAGGAAACUACACUUCAUGAUGUUAAUAUGGAAGAGGAGAUGAGAAGGAAGCAGCAGCAAGCUCAGCAGGAAGCAUACGAUGAGGAUGACGACAUGCCUAGUGGCGCACAGAGGGUUCAGUGUGCCCAGCAGUGAUUGAACUGAAUCUAGCAGGCUAAUUUUCUGUUAAAACUAAUUUAGGAAAUCGAAAUAUAAUUACACAAUCAAUUUGUGAGAUGUGAUGAUCUCGAAAACUUUCAGGCGAUGAAAUUAAUGGAACUUAUAUUUAGUUGUGUUGCU